AUGUCGUGCACUCGUGCAGAGUCGCAGUUGUUAUGCUCUGACAAUUGACAAACAUCAGCGUUUGCCUGAAACUCCUCACCGCAGCAAUGACGAUUAGGGUUUUCUUCAUUCUCGCCGUCGUUCUCUCCUCCGCCCCGUUUCUACGAGUUGUUAGAUGUGACUCAGAAACUGUAGUAGUUGAAGGUAUUGAGGAAGGAAGAGAUAUUGGAAUAGGUGGUGAAGAUGUGCAAGAUUUUGGUGAGGGAAGUUUUGGUCCGGCUCCUGGAGUAGAGACAAUUUUGUAUUUUCCCCAGAAACCCUUCAAAGCUUGUUCCCGCUGGCGAGCAGAAGGAACUUUUAGUUGGGAUGAAAAAUGACGGGGUUCAACAAUGCAACCGUUCGUCCUUUUGCCCGAGCAGCAUUUCCAUAUCUAUUUGGUGUUAGCAAUUUUUUACAGCCUGGAACAUUUGAUCUUGUGGGCAGCAUUGUAUAUGAAGUGGACCAGCUCACAUACCAAAGCACAUUCUACAAUGGCACUAUUGAAGUCACUGAGCCUAGUGGCCUUCUCAGUGUUGAGUCUGUUUUCUUGUUUUCUCUAGGAGUUGCCAUUGUUGGCCUCCUCGGGUUCUGGAUUCGUGAUCGCUUUCAAAAUUUGUCAAAGAAAAGCAAGAGGCCUCUAAAGGCAAAGGUGGAAGUUGGAACCGGGACAACAGAUGCCGCAAUGGAUGAAUGGCUGGAGGGAACUGCAUAUUCCCAGUCUCACUCCAAAUCAAAGAAGAAACAGAGUCUUAAGACCGACCCAUUAUAUAUUUCUGAGGUGGUCGUAGCAUCACGGCAUGCAGCAACAAUGAAGUCCCUUAUUACUAGUCUUCUGGGACUCCUCCUCCUCCUUCAUGGUUUAUCCUAUGCUGCUGCUGAUGUCAUUGAUACCUCCUCAGCUGUCCAGGUUGUUGGAUUCGGAGAAUGUGCCGACUGCAAAGACCAUAACAUAGACCCUAGUCACGCCUUUUCUGAGCUUCGUGUAAGAAUUGACUGCAAGCUCCAGAACGGGGAGAUGAAGACGAGAUCAUCAGAAGCAGGAGCAGCUCUGGAUGGAGAUGGCAAGUUCAGAGUGUGGUUGCCCAAGGAGAUGGUUGUUGUGAGUGGGGAAGGAGGAGGGAGGACAAAGGAGGAGUGCUAUGCCCAGCUGCACCACGCCGCUUCGGCUUCACCAUGCCCGGCCCACCAGGGAAUCGAAGCCUCCAAGAUUGUGGUCAGGACAAAACCAGACGGGCAACGUGUGCUCGAACCAGCUGCCGGGAAAGUGAAAUUCUCAGCUGCCAUAUGCACCUCUGCUUUCUUGAAGAUUUACAAAAAGCCCUUCUUCAAGAAACCCCUCCCCCAUCUUCCUUCAGUCCCCAUUUACAAGCCAAAACCAAAACCACCCAUUUACAUUCCUCAUGUGCCCAUUUACAAGCCAAAACCAAAGGUACUUUUUUCAUCGCCGCCUCCGCCGUAUUACGAGCCAAAGCAGAAGUCGCCGGUUUAUGUCCCUCACACCAAAGAGCCAUGAAGUCUUAAUAAAUAGGCUGGCUAUGCCCUUUACGUACAAUAUGUUAAGUUUAAUUUCUUCAUGCAGUGAUUAUAUUCCAUCGGUCAGCUAAAGAAAAAUUAUAAUGUGGGGUUGUGUAAUUUACAUAUACUAGCUAAUAGCUAUAUAUUCGGAUAUAUACUGUACUGUAUGUAAUAAAAGGGAAUGGAGAAGAUUAUUGUGUUUAUUUGAUGGAAUCUAUAAGCAAGAUUUGGUGGAUUUUCGAUCAUACUUAGCUUGUUUGAAUG
This is a messenger RNA of Cuscuta campestris, 1797 nucleotides long. The record is from the annotation of a GenBank genome assembly. NCBI's taxonomy places the organism in Eukaryota, Viridiplantae, Streptophyta, Magnoliopsida, Solanales, Convolvulaceae.